This is a messenger RNA of Mycetomoellerius zeteki, 2217 nucleotides long. RefSeq names its product RNA binding motif single stranded interacting protein alan shepard (gene shep). The transcript has 10 exons. Gene Ontology annotation, molecular function: RNA binding. NCBI's taxonomy places the organism in Eukaryota, Metazoa, Arthropoda, Insecta, Hymenoptera, Formicidae. The coding region runs from base 163 to 1224 and encodes 353 amino acids. The record is from RefSeq and is a predicted model, not a curated record. Gene Ontology annotation, cellular component: ribonucleoprotein complex.
GUCGGUGGCGGUCCUCAGCAGCUACCGGCAUCCGUGAAUCCCUUCGUCACCGCCACAUACGCGCAGCACGCGACGUAUGGUGGACAGCGGGUGCCUACAGCUUCAUCUCCAGCAAACACUAACAGCAGCUCCAGUAGUGCCACCGGCAGUCAAAGCGGGACAAUGAGCACGAAUCUCAGCAACAAUGCCAUGCAGGGUCAACAAGCAGAGCAGCUGUCUAAAACGAAUCUAUACAUCCGUGGCCUCAACCAGAAUACGACUGACAAAGACCUCGUUAACAUGUGUUCUCAGUACGGAACUAUAACUUCCACCAAGGCGAUUUUAGACAAAAAUACAAACAAAUGUAAAGGUUACGGAUUUGUAGACUUCGAGUCACCGAUGGCGGCAGAGGGUGCUGUGAAAGCACUGGUCGCCAAGGGCAUCCAAGCGCAGAUGGCGAAAGUGGGUAUCUGGUUGCUCCGUAGACUGGACAGUCAACAGGAGCAGGAUCCCACUAAUCUGUACAUCGCCAAUCUGCCGCUGACCUUCAAAGAGAACGACGUCGAGGCAUUACUGGCUCAAUACGGACAAGUUAUCUCUACCCGUAUCCUGCGCGACACUUCCGGCCAGAGCAAAGGAGUUGGAUUCGCAAGAAUGGAAUCCAAAGAGAAAUGUGAACAAAUUAUACAAAUGUUUAAUGGAAAGGCACUAACAGGCGCAAAGGAUCCAUUAUUAGUUAAGUUCGCUGAUGGCGGAAACAAAAAGAAAUCAUUGUUUAAGAGUACAAUAUGGAGAGAGACUGGAGAGAAUAUGACUUUGAACUACGACACGAGCGGCGUUGGUCAGAACGGCGUUGCUACGACUCACAUGCUUCCCACGACAGCUCUUACACAGUACAGUGGUCACUACAGUCAGGCAUUGCCUGGUUACAGUGUGCCGGGUACUCCUUGGGUGGCUCCUUACCUCGUGCACCCUUCCCCGCCACAUAUGCAACAGGUCGACAUGAUACCAUCGGCUGAUCCUAGUAAUCCACAAUACAGUAUGAUUCCUCAGCUUACCACGCAAAUGUCUACUUUGCAUCUUGGCACUGGUUCCUACAUAGCGAGCCCGCAUCCCUAUCCUUAUACAACUUAUCCUGCUCCUAGCAUUAUUCACACUAUGCCACUGGGCGAAUCGGAGCAGACGAGUAACGCAGCGUCCCCCGAUGACUCCUAUCAGCAGUACCAGGCUCAACAGCCUAAGUAGGCCACGGUUUAUAAUAGAUGUACGAUCGCGCUAAGGGUUACGUGAAUUAGGAAAGGCUUACUGAUUGACUUAUGAAGAUAUGCUUAGAAGGAAGGCAACAAAUACGAAAGCGGAUUACACUAAGAAGAAUAGAUUUGAAACAAAAACUACAUUACGUAACAAAUAAGAUUUUUCCUCACGAUAAAUUGAUUUGCCAGCGUUUUUAUACGUUUUAUCCAACAGUAAAUAGAGGAAAGUAGAUGAUAUUUUGCAAUGAGUAGACAGAGUGAAUGUUGAAAGAAUGUGUAGGAGCGAGAGGAAAUGAGCGAGCGAGAGAAAGAUUAGGAAGUACAGGAAGUUGAGUACGAGAACGAUUACGUGUCGUCCGCGUUGAAUGGCACGUGCUUCCAUACUAGUUAUGGCUCCAUUAAAGCUACGUGAUGGUAACACGUACACUCUCAUGUACACAUAUACAGAGAGAGGCGAAGAGAGAGAGAGAGAGAAAGAAAGAAAGAGACAUCAUAUACGACAGUAACGAAAAAACCAAGUUAUUUACGAAGAACAAUUUAGUGUCAAGCUAAUAGGCUUCCAUGAUGUAACUUUAGGUAUUAUGUUUACUACGGACAGAUGACAGAAGCUAAUCGAAUCUAAUCUCGAGAGCUCGACAGUAUGGAUAAGUAUUUUAAUGAGUGAGAGCGAAAGAGAGAGAAUGUGUGUGUGGAUGUGUUAACUAUAAAGAAAAACGAGGAAAGAAGAAGAAAAAGUAAUGCUCAGAAAUAUACAAAGAAUUCUUCCCGAGGAAAUAAUAGUAAAUAAUAAUAAUAUACAGAAAGAACAAAAAAGGGAAGAGAGAGAGAGAGAAAAGAAGGAAGCGAGUGAGAGAGAAAAUGUGUGAAAGAGAGAAGAGAGGAUGCACUACUUCCAGGACGAUAUUGAGGGAAGAAAUUCAGAGAUUCAAAAAAGGAGAUGUUUAUUCGAAACGCGCGCGCGCGCGCGCGAAGAUGUCUACGAUGU